Molecule: messenger RNA, 1677 nt
Organism: Suhomyces tanzawaensis NRRL Y-17324
Lineage: Eukaryota; Fungi; Ascomycota; Pichiomycetes; Serinales; Debaryomycetaceae
Gene: SLD1
Product: Sld1p
Exons: 1
Coding region: 1-1677 (558 amino acids)
Biological process (GO): lipid metabolic process
Cellular component (GO): membrane
Molecular function (GO): oxidoreductase activity, acting on paired donors, with oxidation of a pair of donors resulting in the reduction of molecular oxygen to two molecules of water
Source: RefSeq, a predicted model, not a curated record
AUGACGUCCAAGACUCUAUCCCGGAACCAGAUCGUCAACUUGAUAGCUGAUGGCAAGGCCAUUGUUAUCUACAAGAAUCAUGUGUUGAACUUGACGGCUUGGCUCUCCAGACACCCUGGCGGUGAAAAGGCAGUGUACCACAUGAUUGGACGUGAUGCCACUGACGAGAUGAACGCCUACCACAGCUUGGAGUCCAUCAAAGACUUCACCAAGUGGAAGAUCGGAUCCAUCGACUACCGGUGGGAGAACCUCUUGCCGCCAAUUCAGGGUGCAGUGUACACUAAGAGACCAGAACCCACCAAAAACAAAGACACCGAAGAUGUGAUAACUACCAGUGAGGAGCUUGCUCAAGCCACUUCCUCAUCAGAUAACUCUAUCAACGAAAUAGAGUACAAGGGAAUUGGAUUCCCCAAGGUGGCUGUGCUUCCAGUGGUUCCCCAAAAUGAGCUCGUUACCGACACUAAUAAAGACAUAUUGUUUCCCAUCAAAGCUAAUUCUAUCAUCAGAGACCCUAAGGAGUUGAUGGAGCGUUACGAUAACAAGCUCGCCCAAGAUGAUUUGAAAGACAUACCGCCCUUGGACCACGAAACUCAAGAGACAUUAAGACAGAAGUACAAUUUAUUACACAAUCAGAUCAAGGACUUAGGUUUCUAUGAAUGUAACUUGUGGGACUACGGCAGGGAGCUAAUCAAAAUUGGUUCUUUGUUCCUUUAUUCAUUUUCGUUCUUGAAAUUAAAUUAUUUAUUCUUGAGUGCCGUGUUCAUGGGAUUGGCAUGGCACCAAAUGACAUUCAUAGCACACGACGCCGGUCAUGUAUCUAUUACUCACAAUUACCAGCUUGACAAUUUGUUUGGCAUGUUAAUUGCAGACUGGUUUGGGGGAUUGAGUUUAGGUUGGUGGAAAAGAAACCACAAUGUUCAUCACUUAAUUACCAAUGAUCCGGUCCACGAUCCAGAUAUCCAGCAUCUCCCGUUCUUUGCAGUCAGUACCAGACUCUUCAACAGUGUGUAUUCGACGUAUUAUGAGAGAUUGGUGGCGUUUGAUGCAGUGGCCAAAAUUACAAUUCCCAUUCAAAACUUCUUGUAUUAUCCUAUCUUGGGUUUUGGAAGGUUCAAUUUGUAUGUUUUGUCAUGGACACAUUUGCUCAGAGGAGACGGCCCCAAAAAGGGUAAGGCAGCAUGGUUUAGGUAUUUCGAGUUGGUGGGCUUGAGUUUCUUCUUUUUCUGGUUUUUCUACUUGGUGGUUUACAGAUCCAUUGAUGGAGGUUGGAACAGGUUCAACUUUGUGCUUGUCAGUCAUUUCACUACUAUGAUGGUGCACGUCCAAAUUACUUUAUCACAUUUUGCGAUGUCUACUUCUGACUUGGGUGUAAGCGAAUCUUUCGUAUCCCGGCAAAUAAGAACCACCAUGGACGUCGACUGUCCAGAAUGGUUAGACUUCUUCCACGGGGGGUUGCAGUUCCAAGCUAUUCAUCAUUUGUUCCCACGCUUACCAAGGCACAAUUUUAGACGGGUACAACCAUAUGUCAUCAACUUCUGCAAGGAUGUUGGUAUCAAGUAUUCGAUCUAUGGGUUUUACGAGGGAAAUUCUAUUGUUAUUGGUAAGUUGGGAGAUAUCGCCAAGCAAUGCAGUAUUAUGUUGGAAGCAACUAAAAAGUAUGACGGUGACCUCUAUUAA